Acomys russatus (golden spiny mouse) is the source of this 384-nucleotide messenger RNA. RefSeq names its product histone H4. Gene Ontology annotation, biological process: nucleosome assembly. The transcript has a single exon. Gene Ontology annotation, molecular function: DNA binding; protein heterodimerization activity; structural constituent of chromatin. The coding region runs from base 13 to 324 and encodes 103 amino acids. Gene Ontology annotation, cellular component: nucleosome. NCBI's taxonomy places the organism in Eukaryota, Metazoa, Chordata, Mammalia, Rodentia, Muridae. The record is from RefSeq and is a predicted model, not a curated record.
AGUUCUUGCAGUAUGUCUGGUCGCGGCAAAGGCGGGAAGGGCCUGGGCAAGGGAGGCGCCAAGCGCCACCGCAAGGUCCUGCGCGACAACAUCCAGGGCAUCACCAAGCCCGCCAUCCGCCGCCUGGCCCGGCGCGGGGGAGUCAAGCGCAUCUCCGGCCUCAUCUACGAGGAGACCCGCGGGGUGCUCAAGGUCUUCCUGGAGAACGUGAUCCGCGACGCCGUCACCUACACGGAGCACGCCAAGCGCAAGACCGUCACCGCCAUGGACGUGGUCUACGCGCUCAAGCGCCAGGGACGCACGCUCUACGGCUUCGGCGGCUGAGUUGCUCUGCUCCCGCGUCCUGUCCCGCAAAAUCAAAGGCCCUUUUCAGGGCCGCCCACC